Messenger RNA from Neospora caninum, 2376 nucleotides. RefSeq lists its product as hypothetical. The record is from RefSeq and is a predicted model, not a curated record. The coding region runs from base 1 to 2376 and encodes 791 amino acids. The transcript is spliced from 5 exons. Lineage: Eukaryota; Apicomplexa; Conoidasida; Eucoccidiorida; Sarcocystidae.
AUGCAGGUGGAAGACGAAGAGAAAGAGCCCGCGGCAGGAGCAGAGUGCAUGGCGUGCCACCGAGAUACGCAGCGCGGUCAGCGACAAAUGGAGGAUUCUUCCGUGAACCGGGAUCCGGAGACCGCUUCCUCAGCCCCUGCCGUUUCUUCUUCUGCCUCUUCUUCAGUUGCUUCCUCGAGUUUUACAGGGGUCCCGACCACAACCUCAGACCGUCUCUGCCUCACCGCGCCGCCGACAGCGACAGAACUCAGCUUGCAAGCCUCACACGAAAACGCCGCGGCAUGGCCGCGUCUCUGUUUUUUCGUCCGGCAUGAAGUCGGCGACGAGAGCAACCAGCGCAUUUGCGCGAGAGAGGCAAACAGAGAGAGCGAAAGUGCGCCGUUCCGCCGUCAAAGUGGAGACAAGCAUGCAGGGAAGCCAUGGCACAGAAAACCGUCGAGGCGAGGUGGACGCGGGGAGCGGGGGUCACACACUCGAAACGAGGCGCACGCACAUACACCUAGACGCGGUGGGGAAGGCGCGGGAGACAAGGGGGCCGAUUCAGGCGUCUUUUUAGCUCGCGAGGGAGACAGCUCGAAAGAGUCUCUUGCCGCCUCUCCAGAAACACAUGCAGGAACGUGGCAGAAGGACGGCGAAGAAGCACGCCCCGGUGGUGACGGCGCAUGCGCGUCGGUCUCUUCUCCGGUUUCCGCUCGGACGUCUUCCAGCGGUUCGUCCUCGGUGCCGUGUGCUCCUUCUUCCUCGUCUCUCACUCACUCGCGUCGAGAUCUCCCUGUCAAAAGCGGCAGUGGUGAAUAUGAAGCACAGGCUAUCGCCAACCCGGCGUCGGGCCCUGGAUCGUCCCGCGGUCGCUUCUCUCUGGUGUAUCUCCACCCCCAUCCAGAUGGCGUCGUCGCGUCCCUUCCGCAACUCUGCGCCUCCGCCUGCAGCGCCUCCGCGGUCCUGCGAGCUCUGUGGCACGAGCAUCCUUCAGAGGCGAAGUCGGAGAGGAACCUCGAGAAGGCAAGGCUUGAGGCUAGAGACGCACGCGGCUACGUCGCGGCGAGGCGUGCCUCGAAAGCAGAAACCGCAGACUCGAGCCUUUCUUAUCCCUCUUUCAGAACGAGUGUCGACGAUGUUGAAGACGCGCUGAGGCGAAGCAUGGAGAACAUCGGCGCUGUUACCCGAGAAGCUUCCGCCGCCCUCGCAGGCCAGCCGGGCUACGUGGAGAAGCAGUACAUGCUCCCGCCUGUGGAUCUCGGCGCGGCGAAGAAGAAAGAGGAGACGCAGAUUUCUCUUGCUACUCGCUUUGUGGACAGCACGAGCGAGGGCAGACGCCCAGUCGCGGUCCCCCUCACGCUCACCGAGCACUACGCCUUCCGGCAGUUUAACGGGCUCGUCGUCGUCGGUUUAUCCGCCAGAGGUUUAUCUCCUGACUCAUGCACGUCCGGCGUUGAAGAACAGCAUUCAUCAACGUCGCUGCCUUCUUCCUCAGAGUCGGCGGCUCGCCCGCCGCUCUCUUCGUCUUCUUCUGAGCCUGCGUCGCGUCCUGGUCGCCCGGCGGGAAGGUGGUGGAGACGUGUGCACUUGGCUGUUCGCGACGGGGUGAGCCGAAACUGCGUCAGUGGGAAGAGGAAGAAAGGCGCUUUUUUUCUGCAGGCGGACACGCUCGUCGCCGUUCUGUCCUUCGAAGAGAGGAUUUCUUUCUCUGACAAACAGCCCAAGGCUGGGCAAGCGACGGCGCGCGGCGCGACUCCCGCACCUGGGAGCCGGGAGGGGGGGAACCGCGAGCGUCACGGCUCGCAGAGAGAUCGCGCGAAUGGAGAGCUGCAUGCAGCGAGUAUAAGUCCGGAAAGGUCAGACGGAGACAACCAAGCUGGUCAAGAGGGACAGGCGGAAACCGACGAAGCCGUUUCUGCAUCCUCGCUGGCCGCAGAUUCCGCUGCUGUCUCGGCGGCUGUCUCCUCGCCGCCGCUUGCCAAGGAAGAAGAAGCGGAGGCGGCAAGAGCGGGCGAAGAAUGCCAAGACGGAGAGCCUCAGAUAGAGCCGAAAAAGCGAGGCAAAGCUCGGAGACGCAAGAGGCCGCUCGCUGACAACGUGGUGCUGUGGGCGACGGAAAGUGGUGUAGAGAAGCGCGAGCGGGACGACGGCGAAGACCAAGACGAGUGGAAGAGAGCUCGAGAAGGCAUGCCAGAGGACGAAGGCGCAGAGGACGUCGAGACAGAUGAAGCGGGCCGACGAUGGCAGUGGUUAUCGCGGCGUGUUCCCAUCUACGCCUGCAUUCGAGGCAUGCUUCUCGAGUUCAACAGCGCCGUUGUCGAGCGUCCAGAGCUUCUCCUCUCUCAGUUUGUCUUCGAGUUGGCGUCUCGCGUCUUGUCUCGUGCUUUGGGCUCCUAG